Hirundo rustica (Barn swallow) is the source of this 2269-nucleotide messenger RNA. RefSeq names its product splA/ryanodine receptor domain and SOCS box containing 3 (gene SPSB3). The record is from RefSeq and is a predicted model, not a curated record. Lineage: Eukaryota; Metazoa; Chordata; Aves; Passeriformes; Hirundinidae. Gene Ontology annotation, molecular function: protein binding. Gene Ontology annotation, biological process: proteasome-mediated ubiquitin-dependent protein catabolic process. The transcript has 7 exons. The coding region runs from base 207 to 1565 and encodes 452 amino acids. Gene Ontology annotation, cellular component: SCF ubiquitin ligase complex.
CUGUCACAUCCAGUGCAAUGGUCCUGUGUGGGAGCUGGUGUGGCCUGUCAGGCUGAGCACAGGGAAGGAGCCUGGGGAAAUCUGUCUCUGAACAACAUCCCUGUUGGGCUGGGUGACAAGCAGCUCCUUCCCUUCUGCCUGUUGUCCUUGGGGCAAGCUGGGACAAGUCUGCCACAAGCCUGGUUUUCCCUCCAGUGAUCAGGAAAAUGGUUUCUCUUCCUCUCCAAGCACUGAGAGCAAAGUCUUCCAUGAGAGGGCAGUUGCAGGUGGACAGUCUUCCCUGGAGACCGACGGGCUGCAGGGGGCCAGAGCCUGGACAGCUGCUGGAGGGUCACUGGGCACCAGGGAGGCUGUGUCUUGGAGAAGCCUGGUCUGCUGGAAGGUGUCCCUGCCCAUGGCAGGGGGUGGAACGAGAUGAGCUUGAAGGUCCUUCCAACCUUGUGAAUUCUGUGAUUCUGACAGCCCUGAAGCUUCCCAGGCCAGCGUACCUGUCCGGGGGCAGCAUGGCACGGCGCCCGCGGAGCAGCCGGGCCUGGCACUUCGUCCUGAGCGGGGUGCGGCGCGAGGCCGACGGCUGGGCCGGCGCACGGGGCUGGGGAUACGACUCGGACGGGCAGCAGCACAGCGACUCGGAUUCGGAGCCGGAGUUUUCCUCCCUGUCUCCCUCCAUCCCGAGCGCCCUCCCUGUGACUGGAGAGUCCUACUGCAACUGUGAGAACCAGAGCGAAGCUCCCUACUGCUCCAGCCAGCACGCCCUGCACCGCGUCCGCGACUGCCGCUGCGGCGAGGAGGACGAGUAUUUCGACUGGGUGUGGGAUGACCUGAACAAGUCAACGGCCACGCUGCUGACGUGUGACAACCGCAAGGUGAACUUCCACAUGGAGUACAGCUGCGGCACGGCCGCCAUCCGCGGCAACAGGGAGCUGGCGGAGGGGCAGCACUUCUGGGAGAUCAAGAUGACCUCCCCGGUGUACGGCACCGACAUGAUGGUGGGGAUCGGGACGUCGGACGUGAACCUGGACAAGUACCGCCACACCUUCUGCAGCCUGCUGGGCAAGGACGAGGACAGCUGGGGCCUCUCUUACACAGGAUUGCUGCAUCACAAGGGGGACAAAACAAACUUCUCCUCGAGGUUUGGCCAAGGCUCCAUUAUUGGGGUGCAUUUGGACAUGUGGCACGGGACACUCACGUUCUUCAAGAACCGCAAGUGCAUAGGGGUGGCAGCCACAAAGCUGCAGAACAAGAAGUUUUACCCCAUGGUGUGCUCGACGGCGGCCAAGAGCAGCAUGAAGGUGAUCCGGUCCUGCACCAGCUGCACGUCCCUGCAGUACCUGUGCUGCUUCCGCCUGCGCCAGCUCCUGCCCGACUACGUGGACACGCUGGACGUGCUGCCCCUGCCCCCGGGACUCAAGCAGGUGCUGCACAACAAACUGGGCUGGGUCUUGAGCAUGAACUAUAGCACCUCGAAGCCUUCCUCCUCCUCCUCGUCCUCGGGGAGCGACUCGGACAGCUCGUGCGGCUCGGAUGCGAAGGCCUGCCAAAGGAAGAGGUGCAGGAGGACAUAAUGGCUCUGCAGCCAGGUGGGUGGGGUUUGUUGUGUUGUCUGCAAGGGCCAGUCAAGCCUGAUGAGCCUCUGCCUUCUGGAGACAUCCAUUUCUACGUGUUGGCAAAGAUUUCUCCGGUGCUGUGGAAAUCUUUGGCCUCGACAUCCAUCACAGGCAUUAAGAAGAGCUGCUGGCUGCGAGAGAUGCCAGUUCUGACACAAGAAAUUUGUGGUGAAAUAUCUGAGCUUCAUCUACUGACUUGCUGUGGAAGCCAGCAUCUCUUCCAGAAGGAUCUCUCUUCUCCCUGUUGGCACAGACAACGUUUAAGGAAUUGGCCUUGAUGACAGGAGUUGGAUUUGAUAAUCUUCAUGGCUCCCUUCCAGUUCAGGAUGUUCUGUGGCGAUUAAGGCGGCCUCCUGGUUGGAGUGUACUGGAUUCCAGUCAGAUAACAGACCUGGCUCAUGGAGACACAGUCCCAGGCCAGUCCUCUCCUCUCUGUGUGUAGGUUUGGUGUCUGCCAUGACCUCGUCCCACUCCGGGGCACGACGGAGCAGCAGCUGGAGGGAAAGGGCCCCCAGAGACUCUGCUGGGAGCAGGCACAGGAGCUGAGCUGGGGGUGGUCUUCCUCCAGCCCCUGGGGACUUUUAAUUGCUUUGCAUGUUGGUUCCUGCUGCUUCUCCUCUCUCCAAGACUGUUAAGCUGUAAUAAUAAAAGUAGAAGCUGUC